Homalodisca vitripennis (glassy-winged sharpshooter) is the source of this 578-nucleotide messenger RNA. RefSeq lists its product as uncharacterized. The transcript has 3 exons. Bases 225 to 578 code for a protein of 117 amino acids. The record is from RefSeq and is a predicted model, not a curated record. Lineage: Eukaryota; Metazoa; Arthropoda; Insecta; Hemiptera; Cicadellidae.
UUUCUAAUUUAGGAGAAAAUAAUUGAUAAAAAUUCAGAUAAUUCUUAUCUGGUUGCAAAACAAGAGGGGCCAACACUGAAUUGACAGAAUGCUUCUAAGAAUGUGGUGAUAAUUCAAUAUUUUUAAUAAAUAGAUUUAGUCAAGACAGAAUAGUUCAAUGAUUGAAUUGAGUACAGAGCUCUUGUAGAUAAAAUCUGUGAUGUUACGACAGCUUCUCAUUCAAGAUGAUUUUCUUCUUCUAUAUAUGUGUUAUUACAUGCCAACUCUUUUAUGAUCUCCCAAUAAACAACACUCAAAAAACCCUAGGUGAAAAUGAAUAUACCAACCAUUCUGAUGUUGGAUUUAUAAAUCCGAUUGAAGUAUGGUUUCAACAAGUAUGUAACUACUGCUACAAUGAGUGGGAAGCAUCCUAUGUUGAGAAUGCUUCAUUGUACACUACAUUCCUCUUGUUCACAAGAGUCUCCGAUGUGAAAUACACAGUAGUAACUAUCGGUGACCCUGAACUCUUGUAUGAAGCAGGGUUCAACUCUUCUAAAAACACCAAAGUACUGAUUCAUAAGGACAGGCUUGAUAACUAG